AUGCAUCGAUGGAUGGCAGAUUUACCAGACGAGCUCAAACAAAAACCAAUAAACAGAUUGUUGAUUCCUGGAUCACACGAUACGGGAGCUCAUCAGUUACAUGUUGAUUAUCCAUUGGCUCGUGAUCAAAAAUUCAGCCCGCUUCUCAGAGCAGUCAGCAAGAUCCCAGCAGUCAAAUUAAUUAUCAAACGAUGGUCGGAGACACAAAGGUUUUUAUUUUAUUUUAUUUUUGAAACGAACAGGUGAAACAUUUGAUAUUAUAUUUCAGCUUGUCGAUCACAGAACAAUUGAAUCUUGGUAUACGGUAUUUGGAUAUCCGAUUGGAAUUGGCUACAAAUAAUGUAGAUGAUAAGGUUUGAAUACAAUUUCUCUGAUGUUUAUAUAAUCUCAUUUAUUAUAGAGUCCUUAUUUGGUUCAUGCAUUAUAUGGGGCGGAAAGUCCCACAUUUAUGCAAGAAAUCAAACAAUUUAUGGAUGAUAAUCCUGAAGAAGUUGUGAUUAUUGAUGUCAAUCACAUUUAUCAAAUGUCGGAAACUGAAUUCCUUCAAUAUUUUGUACUUCCAAUUGAACAAUUGUUUGGAAGAGACUCGUUUUGUCCAGUUAUGGUUGAUAUUGUUAAUGCAACUAUUAGUGAGCUCGUUGAAACAAAUCACAGGUAUCCAAUUAUGAAUUUUUUGUUCUUUUUCAAAAAAAACGUUUUCAGAUUGAUUGUUGUUGGACCAUUUUGCCAUAAUCUUCAUGGGAUUGUAUAUUCUAUGGAAACUGUACGCAGUAAAUGGCCAAAUAAGAAUAAAAUCUAUGAAUUGAUCAAAUCUAUGCGUGAAGAAGUAACAAAGUUCGAUGAAACACGCUUUAAUGUUCUUCAAGGUGUUAUGACUGCAAGAUUCUCUGAUAUUGUAUGUUUUUCAAAUUAGUGUAAAACAAGUUUCUUUCAUUUUACAGGCAACACAUUUGUUCAGUUCGCUGAAGAAAGAUUUGUCAUUGCCUGGAAGAAAAACAACAACUGAUUUUGUUAAUUCUACUACUCAUCAAGAACGUCAAAAUAUGAAUAUUGUGAUAACCGAUCAAGUUAAUAUGGAUUUUGUCGCUGCUGUCAUCAAUUCAAAUUUCAAAACAGAAUUUGAAUAA
Caenorhabditis angaria is the source of this 1127-nucleotide messenger RNA. NCBI's taxonomy places the organism in Eukaryota, Metazoa, Nematoda, Chromadorea, Rhabditida, Rhabditidae. The record is from the annotation of a GenBank genome assembly.